AUAAAUGAAGUGUAUUUUAUAUUUCUGUUGUCAGACAACCAAAUAAACCAAGCAUAUUUUAUAUUACAGAUAAACGAAGUAUAUUUUAUAUUUCUAUUGUUAGAUAAACCAAGUGUAAAGAUAGAACCUGAAGUAUCUGGUAACUAUAAAAUAAUAGAAGGUAAUACAGUAGAAUUAAAGUGUAUUGUAACUGAUGCUAAUCCUAAUGGUAGUUUGAGUUAUAAAUGGUAUAAAGAUACAACAACUACUCCUACAGGACAAGUUGGUUCUACAGUUCAAAUAUCACAGAAAGGAAUAUAUACAUGUUCUGUUUCUAAUGGAAUUGGUACACCAGGAAUAUCAGAUUCUAUUACUAUAGAUGUUUUAUUUCUACCAAGAGUUACCCUGAUACCACAAUAUAGUAUUAUAGAAUCUAAUACCCUCACUAUACCCUGUAUAGCUACAUCUAAUCCUGUACCUAAUAAUUAUACUUGGUCCGGACCUAAUAACCUGUUCCAAUCUCAACAGAAUUUAACUAUAUCUAGUAUCAAUAGAGAUCAAACAGGACAAUAUACAUGUACAGUUAGUAAUAUCAUGAUACCAACUACUGGUGGACAACAAACUAGUAUGGUAACUGAUGAUACAUUCGUUACAGUUUUGUCUGCACCAAAUCUGCCUAGUACCAUAACCAUUCAACCGCCACAAUCCAUAAUUUGUGUUGAGUGGACACCAGGAUUUAAUGGAGGAGCAUCACAAAGUUUUAUAGUUCAACAUUCUACUGAUGAUAAAAUAUGGGUCAAUUCGUCCACAAUACCAAAUGGUAUCAAUAAUGACCGAGUUGACUAUUGUAUAGAAGGAUUAGAACCAGAUACUAGUUAUUAUAUCAGAGUGAUAGCUAGUAAUAAAUAUGGUGAAAGUAUGACAGCUAGUUUUCUGGGAUUUAACAAGUCCGCCGACUGCAGUAAGAAUAUUAAUAGUGGUGACACCAAUGAUAUCAAUACUAGUUAUAACAAUGGACUUGGUGCUGGUAUUGGAAUAGGUGUAGGGAUAUCUAUAGCUAUAGCAGUGAUGGUUGCUACAGCAAUAUUUAUUUAUAGAUAUUGGUCAGGCAAACGAAAGAAAGAUGAAGAAAACUACGCUGGGAUUAAUACUACGACAAGAUCUGAUGACACACAAACAUACCAAGAAUUAGAUACAGUCAACAAUACAGCUAGAAUACAAUCAGAUAAUAGUUCUAAUGUUGAUAGAAACGAUGCUAAUAUAGAUGAUAUUAGACCAUAUGCUAAUCUUGGUAAAAGUUAA
Messenger RNA from Lottia gigantea (owl limpet), 1281 nucleotides. RefSeq lists its product as hypothetical. Gene Ontology annotation, cellular component: cell-cell junction. NCBI's taxonomy places the organism in Eukaryota, Metazoa, Mollusca, Gastropoda, Lottiidae. The transcript is spliced from 7 exons. Gene Ontology annotation, molecular function: cell adhesion molecule binding. Gene Ontology annotation, biological process: cell-cell adhesion. The annotation marks the transcript as partial. The record is from RefSeq and is a predicted model, not a curated record.